Messenger RNA from Tachysurus fulvidraco (yellow catfish), 5193 nucleotides. Its product is annotated as protein shisa-8-like. Bases 430 to 1512 code for a protein of 360 amino acids. Lineage: Eukaryota; Metazoa; Chordata; Actinopteri; Siluriformes; Bagridae. The transcript is spliced from 4 exons. Gene Ontology annotation, biological process: regulation of AMPA receptor activity; regulation of short-term neuronal synaptic plasticity. Gene Ontology annotation, cellular component: postsynaptic membrane; dendritic spine membrane; postsynaptic density. The record is from RefSeq and is a predicted model, not a curated record.
AGAGGGAGGGAGAGGGUGAGUACAUGUGAGUGUGCCGUCAUUCGUUUUUGAGCAGUGAGCAAGAACACAGCAUCUCCGGAUGGAGGAAUCGAAUCCUGAGUGAAGAGAAGAAAUAAAGCGAGAGAGCAAGUCAACAGAGAAAACACAUACCUAUAACGAUAUAUCUAUAACACAGUAUACAUAUAUCACUAUACAGUAUGCCUGUUUUCCACAAGCACCGGUUCUGACUCUAGGAUACCCUCCAGUGUGCUGUCCUUUUUUGUCUCGCCUCACUUGUGGUGAUGUGAUCAUGUAAUGAAUAAGAAGACUCCAUUUUUUUCUGCCGUGAUUGAGACAUUUGACUUGAUCUCUUGUGCAAUCAAUCGCUUGCUUUUCCUGUGUUUUAAAAGCCUGCCCACUUAUUGUGGGUGAGGACGUUUCUUUUAGAAGAUGAGCACGACUCUCUGUAUCAGUUUAAAUUUCAUCCUGCUUGUAGUUGUCACAUCAUCUGAAUCAGCUAAUCAGACUGAAGUGGCUGUGACAAUGGAGGAAGAAGGGGAGGGGUCAUCGGGCAACCGUUGCUGGGGUUAUUAUGAUGUGAUGGGUCAGUGGGACCCACCAUUUAACUGCAACGCUGGCACUUACCAGUUCUGCUGCGGCUCAUGCUACUAUCGCUUCUGUUGCCAGUUCAAAGGUCAUAGCCUAGAACAGACAAGUUGCUCUAAUUAUGACACACCUGCCUGGGCCAAUACAGGAAAACCUGCCAGUGGAAAUGAUGCCAACAAUGCUAAUGCCAAUGCCAUUACUAACACUAGCAAUGUGCCCAAGCCAGACCACACGCACAUGAUUGUAUAUGUGAUAUGCGGUGUGGUGGCCAUCAUGAUGCUUGGAGGAAUCUUUGCAAAAUUGGGUCUGGAGAGGAGCCGUGGAAGAGCUGGAGAUACUGGCAACACCAGAACACUGACAGAGCAGCUGAAGCUGCCCGGUGAGACAGAGUGCGUGGUUCGAGGGACAGGACAUCAGCGAACGAAUGAAAUCUCUGGACACCUGAUCAGAACUAAUAAUGAACGUAUAACAGCCAGAGACCACUAUAGGAGUUUCAAUCUGAUGGACAACACAUAUCGCCAGUCAUCACCUACGACUUUCCAGCCCAUUGCUUUCCAUUCCAAAGAAAAACCAUUCCUCUUUCCACCAGAGAUCCAUGCUCCUGUCUCAAACACCAUAACACCUCCCCAGAUACCCAAGUCCAAGAUCUCUAUGACCAACGAUCAUCCACUGACCUCCAACUCAGCCUUUCAAACGUGGGAACCAAGUAAAAGUCCUGCUAAGUUUCAUUUCUCUCUCACUGGCCAACAACAGCUCUCCAUGUCCCAGCCCAACAGCCGAGGUCAUGACUACAUAAACAAACUCCAGUUUAGAACAGAGACCCUGCCGGAACUGGUCUAUCAGCCAGUAGGUUACGGACGUUCCCCUCAGGUUCUUCCCAAACACAAGGGGCUUCACACAAACAGCAAGACAGAAGUGACUGUAUGAAAGAGAAAGAGCAGGGCAUAGAGGGAGAGGAGGGAGAUGUGGAGGAAAAUCAACACUAACAAUAGGAGCAUAGUAGCUUGGAAAAGGAAUAGGAGUUUAAAAAGCUGUAAUUAAAAAAAAGAGCCCCAGAUAUGCAGAGAAAGUAAUUUAUAUUCUGGUAAACAUUUGUGGCAUUUCCUGUUAUUAAAACAUUAUAUACCAAACAGGAUAGAUCUUGAGUCAGCAGUGAGUCUCUGUGAAAUCUGGACUUUCCUUUUUACUCAAUUUUCCCCUCUGUCACUCAGUUGUCUGAUCCAGUAAAUGAAAUGUGGUAAGCAUUAUGACCACAGUAGCAAUGCAUCUCAAUGUCUCCAAGUUCCUCACACAUGACUGGACCUGUGCUGUUAACUCUCAUUAACCUCCAACUAACACUGACAGAGGAAUCAUAAAAGUAGUUCUGGAGUUAUGGCUAACACCAGACUGAGGCUAGCAAGUGCCAUUUUAGCACCGAGGUGUAAAGCACUUUCAUAGAUUGAGUUCACACAACUAACAAAAUCUAUACUCGUAAUUCAGGUACGGCUGAUUUAAAGGCUUUGUUUUAUCAUCAUGAUUGAUGAUGUUGGGAUUAGUUGUGUGAGAUUGCUCUAUAUUUGAUAGAUUUGGUUUAGCAGUGUAAAAAGUAAUUGAGAGCAAAAUGAGGCGGUGCUGGGAUUUGGGAUUUAUUAAAAUCUUGAUUGGGUAAUAUUUGAUUGACAGCAUUUAAAUGAGACUGCUGCAGUUAACAAAAUCAGUCACAACAGCGCCCCCCCCCCCCCCCCCAAAAAAAAAAAAUGUAACAUUUUAAAACAUAAUCUAGAAAAGUUCUAGUUCACCACAUUUAGUGUUAGUACAUUUCAGGACUCACUAGUGAAGGUCACAGAUAGAACGUAUAUCAGAUGUCAGAGCAUUGUUAGGAACAGCCUUCACCUGAGGGAAGCACUAAUCUCUUAAGAAUCAGGAGACUCUGCUUUUCUGUUUGAGAGAAACAGCCAGCUUUGUUUAAUUCUGUCAUUUUAUUGACAAAGGAUAGGCUGGAUCUACACACUGCUACACUGAUCAGGAUAAAGUUCUUAUGGUGUUUGACUUUGGCAUGAAGAAGGUCUGAUGCCUGGCAGAUGUCUGAGGUAUAAUUGAGGUAUAAUUAUUUUAAAGAUUGAUUCCCGGGAAAAGGGAAAAACAUGCAGCACUUUUGUUAUUUUCCUGUGAUAAUGUAUAAUAAGACUUGAUCUGCCUCUCGCUCUGUCUCUCGUUCCUCCUCUUACUCACCAGUUCUAUUUUAAGAAACAGUUCAUUUCCACUGCGGAAUCAGUUGCCAGGACAGAUCUGCUGAAGUGCCAUCGCCAGUUUUCCCACAGUGAGGAUACGAUUGUUCAGCUGAUUGAUGUGAGAUUGCAAUAAUGCAGACUGGGCCUGUUCCAGGUUUGGGCAUGUGACUAAAUUACAUCGGCACAGUGUGAUCUGUUGUUUCCAUGGAGACACCCCCUGUCGAUGCCUGAAGGACUCUCCAAGGACAAACAUGGCUGUAGACGCCAUUUUUAUCUCUUGAAGCAGCUGAUCAGGCCUCAGACAGCCAUGAACGGGAAGUUAAGGUCACGUGUCGAAGAUUUCAGGCUUCUGAAUAAAACUUUUUAUUCUUAAUAAGAUUUUCUACACAGAACAUAUGAUGAAUAGAUUCACCAUGAAAGCCUGGUGUGAUAUUAUGAAGCUUUCAGGCAUGAAGUCUGCCUACAGUAAUGACAACUAAUUAUGCAAGUUUUUUGAUUCUAAUGUUUCUUGACUUUCUGUGGUUUAAUCUCAGUGUUUGUCUUUAGCAAUACAACAGAACCUAAAAGAAAAUUGCUUCCAGAAUGUGAAAUUAAAUUUUAUCACAUUUUAAAAAUGUCUUGAAUCCACAUUUGAGGUUUGGGCUGCAUGUAGAAAAUUAUAUUUACAUUUAAUCACUUUUAAUAAUUACCUUUAAGUGUACAUUUGAUUCUACUGUAAUAUGUUGAACAUUUCACUCUUUACGGUUUACUGGUAGACAAUUGUAGAAUUAUUUUGUACAAUAAGGGCUUAUUAAUGCGGAAUAAUCUGAUUUCAAUUCAACUGAAAGCAGCAUGGACAGAAAUCUGCAGAAAGCCAUGAUUAAGUGUUCGGGACAGACAGCAUGGUGAAGCACUGACAUUAUAUUAGUAUUAUUUUUUUAAUCAAAUUUAUUUAUCAUAAAAUACAAUAAAAAUGAAUAAUCCAAUGCAUAAUGAUUAACCAUUGGUCUACAGAAAGACAGAAAAAACAAAUAUGUAAACAAUUAUAUAUGCAAAUUCCUGUAUGAAUAUUUAUUAGCAUGUGCAUUUUUUACCCCAUCCUUCAAAUAUUGGACAGUUUUCAGUUAAAAACCAGUGGGUGAUUAAUUACUCAUUGCUGAGCUGAACAAAGUAUUGGCACCCUUCUUCCCAUCACUCAGCAUAACUGAGCAGUAGUUUAUUUUCAGGCCACAUUGCUAGAGCUUUAAUAAUUGUUUAAAAAAACCUGUAAAGGAUCAAAUAUAGCACAUCAUCUUCAUGCUGGAAUCCUGAACCCCAGACCAACGUUAUCUCACCCUCUGUUACUGUCCUUUUCUCCCUCUCUCUAUCUGAUAUUCUGUCUCCUUAUCCUUCUCUGUACAUUCUGCAUUAAAUCGCAUGAAGCAUUCACUGAUGUAGAAUAGUUAUUAUCUCUUUAUUCUGAGUGAAGUGUCUGUGUCCACAUUUCUAUAAUGUCAUAAAAUGAAAUGCAAGCAAGGAAAAACAAAAUGUCUGUUCUGUCACUUGUGUGUGUUUGAACAGUUACGGUGCAGUGCAGAGAAGUGACCUGUUUUUUAAAGCUCAGUUGUAGCAAAUGUUAUUAUCAUGUUUGUGAUGAAUUCUCAAAAAAAUGAUGUCAUCUAUAUUGGCCAUAUGUCAAUGAAUCAGUGCUAAAAUAUUCGGGGAUAUUUUUUCUCCCUGCCCCUUUAUAGUCAGACUGUUAAGACUUUUUAGUGUUUUAGAGUGUUUAGUGUCUGAACAUCAACUCUGUCCCCUUAUAUUACAAUGUAAGAAGUUACCCACCACUCAGUUGAAGGUCAUUACACAUGGACAAAAACAUAUUUAGUAGUAAAAGCCUUUAUUUAUGCAACAUUACUCUGGUUUUGAUGUUUUGUGAAUUUUAUGCACUUUUUAACUUUAUAGAAGAAAUCAGUCUUUGUAUGAAUUUGGUACAAAAUUAAAUUAAUCUACUCACUCAGACUGUGCCGUGUGUGUGUGUGUGUGUGUGUGUGUGUGUGUGUGUGUGUGUGUGUGUGUGUGUGUGUGUGUGUGUGUGUGUGUGUGUUUGUGUGUAUGUGUGUGUGUGUCGGUGGGUGGGGGGUUACUAAAAAGCUUGUUUCAGCAUACCCAACUGUUUAAUAAUUUAAUUUUGUAACUAUAUUUAGUGUAUAUUUAGUAUAACUCUACAUGUUAUUAUGUUCAUGUGCAUGUAAAAAAAUAAAACCUUAGCAGCAGAAGAGAUGAAAUAAAGGUCUUUGCUAAAUAACCCCCUUUUCUCCACAUAUAGACACACACACAUUUUUAGCAAUGAUUGGAUGAAGUAGCAAAAAUGAAUGUGGUAGGCGGUAAAGCUGCAGUGCAAUGAUUACUAAGCUCUCUCUCUCUCUCUCUCUCUCUUUCU